AUGGAGAGGGCCAAUGAUACAGCUGUAAGUGAGUUUGUCUUUCUUGGAUUCUCAUCUUUGGUUGGGCUACAACGGCUGCUGUUUGUGAUAUUCCUCCUUCUCUACCUAUUUACCCUGGGCACCAAUGCUGUGAUCCUGUCCACCAUCCUACUAGACCGAGCUCUCCAUACUCCCAUGUACUUCUUUCUUGCUGUCCUCUCCUGUUCUGAGACCAGCUACACCUUUGUUAUUGUACCCAAGAUGUUGGUAGAUCUCCUGUCCCAGAAGAGGACCAUCUCCUUUGUGGGCUGUGCUAUCCAAAUGUUCACUUUCCUCUUUCUUGGCUGUUCACACUCAUUCCUGUUGGCAGCAAUGGGCUAUGACCGCUAUGUUGCCAUUUGCAAUCCUCUUCGUUAUGCAAUGUUGAUGAGCCAUGGAGUUUGCCUAGGGCUAGUGGCAAUGGCCUGUGCCUGUGGCUUCACUGUCUCUAUCAUCAUUACCUCUCUAGUGUUCCACCUGCCUUUCCACUCCUCCAAUCAGCUACUCCACUUCUUUUGUGACAUCUCCCCUGUCCUCAAACUGGCCUCCUACCAUUCCCACCUCGUUCAAAUGAUCAUCUUUAUGCUCUGUGCAUUGGUCCUGGUCAUCCCCUUGCUAUUAAUCUUAGUCUCCUACAUCCACAUCAUCUUUGCCAUUCUCCAAUUCCCUUCCUCUGUAGGGAGGUAUAAGGCCUUCUCCACCUGUGCCUCUCACCUCAUUGUUGUCACUGUCCACUAUGGCUGUGCCUCCUUCAUCUAUUUACGGCCCAAGACCAACUAUACCUCAAGCCAGGACACCCUGAUAUCUGUAUCCUAUACCAUUCUUACUCCAUUGUUUAAUCCCAUGAUUUACAGUUUAAGAAACAAGGAAUUCAAGUCAGCAUUUAGAAGAGUCAUGGGGAGAACCUUUUUUUCUACACAAUAA
This is a messenger RNA of Monodelphis domestica (gray short-tailed opossum), 942 nucleotides long. Its product is annotated as olfactory receptor 10K1-like. The record is from RefSeq and is a predicted model, not a curated record. NCBI's taxonomy places the organism in Eukaryota, Metazoa, Chordata, Mammalia, Didelphimorphia, Didelphidae. Gene Ontology annotation, cellular component: membrane. Gene Ontology annotation, molecular function: G protein-coupled receptor activity; olfactory receptor activity. Gene Ontology annotation, biological process: G protein-coupled receptor signaling pathway.